Messenger RNA from Elephantulus edwardii (Cape elephant shrew), 438 nucleotides. It is a transcript of the gene BAALC, whose product is annotated as brain and acute leukemia, cytoplasmic. The record is from RefSeq and is a predicted model, not a curated record. Lineage: Eukaryota; Metazoa; Chordata; Mammalia; Macroscelidea; Macroscelididae. Gene Ontology annotation, cellular component: cytoplasm. The transcript is spliced from 3 exons.
AUGGGCUGCGGCGGGAGCCGGGCGGAUGCCAUCGAGCCCCGCUACUACGAGAGCUGGACCCGGGAGACCGAGUCCACCUGGCUCACCUACACCGACUCCGACGCGCAGCCCAGCGCCGUCGCCCCGGACAGCGGCCCCGAGGCGGGCGGCCUGCACGCGGGUGUGCUGGAAGACGGCAUCUCCUCCAAUGGUGUUCCUCGAUCUUCAGUUCCCAGUGGAAUAUCCAACCCAGACAAGAAGAUGAGCUGUGGGACCCAGUGCUCCAACCCCCAGAGCCUCAGCUCCGGCCCUCUCACCCAGAAACAGAAUGGCCUUCGGACCACUGAGGCUAAAAGAGACGCUAAACGGAUGUCCACCAAAGAAGUCACCAUCAGUGUUACAGACGGCAUCCGGCAAAUGGACAGAGGUUGAAGAAUCACCAAGAACUGUGUCAACUAG